AUGGAUACAACUGAACCAGAAGAAUCACUACCAGAAGAAAACUCAGUACAUAUUCGACUUGUGCCCAACGUAGGCACCACCAAUCGAUGCUUUGUAUUUGAUGUCGUUGAUCGCAAGUUGGUCGUAGGCGGACCUUCCUUAAAGUUGGGCCGAUACUCUGACCGAACAGUUAUAUCGGACCGACUCUCGUUCAAGAGCAAAGUAGUAAGUCGAUAUCAUGCAGAGAUAUGGCUAGGAGAAGACAAGAAGAUAUAUAUUAAGGAUACAUGUUCAUCAAGCGGGACCUUUGUCAAUCACAUUCGACUCUCUCCAGCCAACACAGAAAGCACAAAACCUCAUGAACUUGUUGAUGGAGAUCUCAUUCAAUUAGGCGUUGAUUAUAAAGGAGGUUUAGAGCCCAUGUAUCGAGCAGUCAAGAUGCGUUUGGAAGUCAACCGCCGUGAAUGGCGGGAAACUUGCUCCAAUACCUAUAAUCUUACCGCGUUCCAUCAGCUAAGAAAUCAAUUAUCAGAUGCAGCAAAAUCAAAAGAAGAUAUCCAAGAGUGCUGUAUUUGCUUAUAUUGCAUAGCACCAUUUCAAGCCUUGUUUAUUGCCCCUUGCUCUCAUAUAUAUCAUUAUAGAUGCUUACGACCCUUACUCAAUCAAAAUUAUCCUGGCUUUUCUUGUCCGCUUUGUAGAACGUAUUCGAACUUGGAAGAUAGUGUAGCAGUAGAAGAAAACGAAGUAUUACAGAUGCUUGGCUUAGGUAAUAUAGAUUUCGUUUUUGCUGUAAGCUGCGGCAACUAA
Molecule: messenger RNA, 786 nt
Organism: Rhizopus microsporus ATCC 52813
Lineage: Eukaryota; Fungi; Mucoromycota; Mucoromycetes; Mucorales; Rhizopodaceae
Exons: 2
Coding region: 1-786 (261 amino acids)
Biological process (GO): ubiquitin-dependent protein catabolic process; protein ubiquitination; negative regulation of septation initiation signaling
Cellular component (GO): mitotic spindle pole body; ubiquitin ligase complex; cytosol
Molecular function (GO): ubiquitin protein ligase activity; protein binding
Source: RefSeq, a predicted model, not a curated record